This is a messenger RNA of Cyclocybe aegerita, 351 nucleotides long. NCBI's taxonomy places the organism in Eukaryota, Fungi, Basidiomycota, Agaricomycetes, Agaricales, Hemipholiotaceae. The record is from the annotation of a GenBank genome assembly.
AUGUCUAACACGAGCUUCGCAACCAUCAAAGCCGAGGACAAUGCCAUCUACAGCAAGUUCACCGUGAAGGGCGCGAUGUGGAACAACCCCGCCGACCACGACGAAGGUUCCGUCCCGAUCACCUUCAACGCCAACUCGGACGUCGCUGUCCCCAAGUUCUACUCUGCGGACAAGUCCCUCACCCUCCUCUACGACACCUUCACUGCCGGGUACGACACGUUCCGUGGCAACAUCGGCGGCGGCAAGAUCUUCUUCAAGACCGGGAAGGGCAUCACUAUCAAGGGCGAUGUCACGGGUGGCCCGGCUGAGGGACAGAACUUUGUCGGCUCUGGCACCUGGAUCCAAGCGUGA